CAGCUACACGAACGGUGCCGGGCUGCCAGGCUGACCAGGCUCCUCUACACACAUUACUCACGGGUUCAGGAGGCUGCAGGGGUACAUGUCCACCUAAGGAACUACAAGACUUGGUGACACCACAGUAGCACUCCAACAUGACGGAAGAAAUUGGUUUUGAAUUAGAACGGCAGCAAGAGAGCUGGUUUGGUAGCUGGUUGAGAUGGUGUCCAACUUCACUGAGUCUUCUUCGUGAAGCAGAAAAAACUCUUCUCUCCAACUUAAAGAACUCUUAUAGAGGGCAAUAUGUUAAUAUUGGGUGUGCAGUAGGCAAGAAAGAGUCUCACAUUUGGACAAUAAGCUUCAAUGAAGAAUCUAAAAAUGUUCCACUUGUUCUUCUGCAUGGCUUUGGGUCUGGUGUGGGAUUGUGGUGUCUUAAUUUUGAUUCACUAUCAGGAGACAGACCAGUUUAUGCAAUGGAUGUUCUUGGAUUUGGCCGCAGUUCCCGACCAUCCUUCACAAAAGACCCACUGGAGGCUGAGCGUGAAUUCAUUACAUCAAUUGAAUUAUGGCAACAGAAGCUGGGUCUGGAGAAGUUUAUUCUCCUUGGGCAUUCUUUUGGGGGCUUUCUUGCAGCUUCUUAUGCCAUUAAGCAUCCAGAAAGGAUUCAUCACCUCAUCUUGGCUGAUCCAUGGGGCUUCCCAGAACGUCCGUUGGAUGUGGCCGAGCGCUAUAAAUUUCCCUUCUGGGUCAAAGUCAUUGGUGCCGUGCUCCAACCCUUCAACCCUCUCUUUGUUGUGAGAACAGCUGGGCCAUGGGGUCCAAAAUUGCUUCAGAAAGCUAGACCAGACUUGAUUCGCAAGUUCUCUGGUAUAGUAAAAAGUGCCGAAGAAGUGAUCCCCAAUUACUUAUACCACUGUAAUGCUCAAGAUCCAUCUGGGGAAUCUGCCUUUCAUACCCUAAUGGCUGGGUUUGGUUGGGCCAAGUAUCCCAUGAUCCAGCGCAUGGACUCUCUUAGGAAAGGAAUGCCCAUGACGUUGAUUUAUGGAUCGAGAUCGUGGGUGGAUCAUGAUCCAGGUUUUCAAAUCAAAUAUAUGAGGAAGGAUUCAUAUGUAGAUGUGCAGGUUAUACAGGGAGCAGGCCAUCACGUAUAUGCAGACAGAGCCGAGGUCUUCAAUAAUCUGAUAAAUACUAUUGGAAAGCAUACAGAUAAUGGUACACUACCCAAACUUGCCCCUGAGAAUCCAAGAUCAAAUAGUGAGGAAAGUCAUGGGGAGGUUGGUGUGACACUCUCCAAAAUGUUAAAUGUACGUAAUGAUGACACUCGUGAUGAUGCCACAGUUCAAGCCAGUGUUGAUGUAUCGUCAGAUGAGUUUGAUUAAUGCUGUGUGUAGUGAUAGCUCGGCAGAUAUUGUUGUCGGCACAAAGAUAAUGAGACAUUAAUAGAUUUUUAUUGUACAGAUUAACACUAAUCACAAAAUAUAUUUUUCAUAUCAACAUAAAAGUCCUUAGAGGUUAUUGCAUUCAUUUUACAGGGAACAUUGUUACAAUACUUAGAAAGGACGACGAUGAUGGAUGUUUUACGUAUUUCUUGUUACUCAUUGUAUUACUUCAGCCGUUGUAAUGAAGUACUGUAGCCAUUUUGUGGAUUAGUCUGUUGAUUAAGUGCAGUUCAGUAAUCUUCUCAGUGGCUGAAUUUAUACCAGAGAGGAAAUUAUAACACAAAAUGACAAGGAGAAGCACUAAGAUUAAUAAGUUUAUUUUGUUUAUUGUGCAGAUUUUGUUUACCCCACCUCCCUCUAUCAUUUUACCGCUGUAUUUUAACCAAUGUGCUGUGCCUCAUUUAUUGUGACAUUCUGGCUGUGCACCAAAAAUCAAGUGUUUUCCCCAAAAACAAAUUUAUUUGUAAAAUAUUAAAAUCUCUUUCCUGAACAUGUACCUGUAAAAUAAAAUGCUAAAGUCCACUUACUGUGGGGACAUAGACAAAGUGAUGUGUGACAUCAUUACGGGCUGGUCGCCCAUGUGUGGUGCUCCCAAAGGUGGUCACAUGGGCCAUUCAAGCCUCGCGAGUUGCCACCAAUAUAUUUACAAAUAGUUUUUUCUAUGUAUGUUCAAUGCUUUAUAUAUAUAUUUUUUUUCAUCAUAUAUGAUGCACAUACAGUAUGUGUCCUUUACAAUACGUAUGUAUACAGAAGAAUGUUCAUAAUGUUCCAUGGAACUGUGAUAAAUGUGUCAGUAAUGUGUCCACAAUAAAUGUUUAUUGUUGCAAUAUUAUUUGUUCACUAUUCAUUAUAACUACUACUAUAUAUAUAUAUAUAUAUAUAUAUAUAUAUAUAUAUAUAUAUAUAUAUA
Molecule: messenger RNA, 2331 nt
Organism: Procambarus clarkii (red swamp crayfish)
Lineage: Eukaryota; Metazoa; Arthropoda; Malacostraca; Decapoda; Cambaridae
Product: (Lyso)-N-acylphosphatidylethanolamine lipase
Biological process (GO): lipid homeostasis; phosphatidic acid biosynthetic process
Cellular component (GO): mitochondrion; lipid droplet
Molecular function (GO): carboxylic ester hydrolase activity; lysophosphatidic acid acyltransferase activity
Source: RefSeq, a predicted model, not a curated record